Paracoccidioides lutzii Pb01 is the source of this 172-nucleotide messenger RNA. RefSeq lists its product as hypothetical. The transcript has a single exon. The record is from RefSeq and is a predicted model, not a curated record. The annotation marks the transcript as partial.
CAUCUUUGCUAUAAAAUCCUCUAUUAUUAUUAAAAAAGUCUCAGACACCUGUCUAGACAUUCAGUGCUACUACUGCAAGAAGAAAGACCAUAUUGCAAAAAACUACUCUGUGAAGCAGAAGUCUCAACAGAUGAUUACUGAGCUCACAAAAAGUGAUGCUCUUGAGUCUUUA